Messenger RNA from Rangifer tarandus platyrhynchus (Svalbard reindeer), 3090 nucleotides. Lineage: Eukaryota; Metazoa; Chordata; Mammalia; Artiodactyla; Cervidae. The record is from the annotation of a GenBank genome assembly.
AUGAGCCAGCAAGGUUAUGUGGCUACUCCUCCCUAUUCUCAGCCCCAGCCUGGAAUUGGCCUUUCUCCCCCGCAUUAUGGGCACUAUGGGGGCCCGUCUCAUGCAGCUUCUUCACCAGGCAUGAUAAAGCCAGCGGGGCCUCUGGGGGCAGCUCCCCCUGGGGGGAUGUUGGCUCAGGGCCAUCCGCCUCCUGGACCCCACCAGUUUGGCCAGAACGGAGCUCAUGCACAAGGUCCUCCUCCACAAAGAUUCCCUGGCCCUCCACCUGUCAGCAGUGCGGCCCCUUCCUACCCACCAUACUCGCCCUCAACACAGUCGUCGUAUCCAAGUCCAGGGUCCUCUGCGUCCAUGGCCCAGCUGGGCAGUCAGCUCGGUGCCAUGCACAUUAACAGCUACGGUUCAGGGGCGGCUCCCCCCAGCCAGGGCCCGCCUGGCCCUGCAUCAGCAGCGUCAGUCCAGGGUCCUCCACAGCCUUCACAGCCGUCCAUCCUGCAGCCUGGAUCUCAGGUUCUCCCCCCGCCGCCCACUGCACUAAACGGUCCCGGGGCCUCACCCUUGCCUCCACCAACGCACAGACCAGAUGGGCUCCCUGGGCCUGCUCCUCCGAACGCCCAGUACCAGCCCGCGCCUCUCCCAGGACAGACCCUGGGCCCUGGAUAUCCGGCACAGCAGGCCAACUACGGGCCCCCGGUGGCAGGGGCCCAGCUCUCCUACCCGGGAGGCUUCCCGGGAGGGCCUGCACAGAUGGCCGGCCCGCCGCAGCCCCAGAAGAAGCUGGAUCCCGACUCCGUCCCCAGCCCCAUCCAGGUGAUCGAGAGUGACCGAGCCAGCAGAGUGGGACAAGCUUAUGCCACCAACGCCAGAGGCCAGAUCCCGCCCCUGGUCACGACAGACUGUGUCAUACAAGACCAAGGCAAUGCCAGCCCCCGGUACAUCCGCUGCACCACGUACUGCUUGCCCUGCACAUCAGAGAUGGCCAAGCAAGCUCAGAUCCCGUUGGCUGCCAUCAUCAUGCCCUUUGCCACGAUCCCUUCAAAUGAGACGCCCCUCUACCUGGUAAACCAUGGGGAGGCUGGACCAGUCCGAUGCAACAGGUGCAAAGCCUACAUGUGCCCGUUCAUGCAGUUCAUCGAAGGAGGGAGGAGGUACCAGUGUGGCUUCUGCAGCUGCGUGAAUGACGUUCCACCAUUCUAUUUCCAACAUCUGGACCACAUUGGAAGAAGACUGGACCACUAUGAGAAGCCAGAGUUAUCUCUAGGAUCGUAUGAAUAUGUUGCUACUUUGGAUUACUGCAGGAAGAAUAAGCCUCCCAACCCACCAGCCUUCAUCUUCAUGAUUGAUGUGUCGUACAGUAACAUCAAGAAUGGACUUGUGAAGCUCAUAUGUGAAGAACUGAAAACCGUGCUGGAGAGACUUCCAAAGGAAGAUCAAGAAGAAACUUCUGCAAUUCGAGUUGGUUUCAUCACAUAUAACAAAGUUCUGCAUUUCUUCAAUGUGAAGAGUAAUCUGGCCCAGCCUCAGAUGAUGGUCGUGACCGACGUCAGCGAGGUCUUUGUUCCUCUGUUGGAUGGUUUCCUUGUCAACUAUCAAGAAUCUCAGUCUGUGAUUCACAAGCAAAUUCCAGAGAUGUUUGCAGACUCUAAUGAGAAUGAGACCGUCUUUGCCCCUGUCAUCCAGGCUGGCAUGGAAGCCCUAAAGGCAGCAGACUGUCCUGGGAAGCUGUUCAUCUUCCAUUCCUCUUUGCCAACUGCAGAAGCACCAGGGAAACUCAAAAACAGAGAUGACAAAAAAAUGAUUAAUACGGACAAAGAAAAGAUCCUUUUCCAGCCUCAGGCCGGCGUCUACGACUCUCUGGCCAAAGACUGCGUGGCUCACGGCUGCUGCGUGACUCUCUUCCUCUUCCCCAGCCAGUACGUGGACGUGGCUUCCCUGGGGCUCGUGCCCCUGCUCACGGGGGGCACGCUCUACAAAUACAACGGCUUCCAGAUACACUUGGACAGCCAGCAGUUUUUGAAUGACCUCAGAAAUGAUAUUGAGAAGAAAAUAGGAUUUGAUGCUAUCAUGCGGGUUCGUACCAGCACAGGUUUCAGAGCCACUGACUUCUUUGGCGGCAUUUAUAUGAACAACACCACCGACGUAGAGAUGGCAGCCAUCGACUGUGACAAAGCCGUGACCGUGGAGUUCAAGCAUGAUGACAAGCUCAGUGAAGACACCGGGGCCUUGAUUCAGUGCGCCGUGCUCUACACAACCGUCAGCGGUCAGAGACGACUUCGGAUUCACAACCUGGCCUUGAACUGCAGCUCCCAGCUGGCGGAUCUCUAUAAGAGCUGCGAGACAGAUGCCCUCGUCAACUUUUUCGCCAAGUCAGCUUUUAAAGCAGUUCUACACCAACCCUUGAAGGUCAUUCGGGAAAUUCUGGUUAACCAGACUGCCCACAUGUUGGCCUGUUACCGGAAGAACUGUGCUAGUCCGUCUGCAGCCAGCCAGCUGAUCUUACCGGAUUCCAUGAAAGUCCUGCCGGUGUACAUGAACAGCCUGUUGAAGAACUGCGUGCUGCUCGGCAGACCCGAGAUCUCCACGGACGAGCGGGCCUACCAGAGGCAGCUGGUCAUGACCAUGGGCGUGGCUGACUCGCAGCUCUUCUUUUACCCACAGCUUCUGCCCAUACACACCCUGGAUGUCAAGAGCACAACAUUACCUGCUGCUAUUCGCUGCUCUGAGACCCGUCUUUCAGAAGAAGGAAUAUUCCUCUUGGCGAACGGUCUAAACAUGUUCUUAUGGUUGGGAGUAAGUAGCCCACCAGAACUGAUUCAAGGAAUCUUUAACGUGCCAUCUCUUGCACAUGUCAGCACAGAUAUGACAUUAUUGCCUGAGGUGGGAAAUCCAUACUCGCAAACACUCAGAAUGAUAAUGGGUAUUAUCCAACAAAAGCGGCCAUAUUCAAUGAAGCUGACGAUAGUAAAGCAGCGAGAACAGCCAGAAAUGGUUUUCCGACAGUUCCUGGUAGAAGACAAAGGACUUUAUGGAGGAUCAUCCUACGUGGAUUUCCUUUGUUGUGUUCACAAGGAGAUCUGUCAGCUCCUUAAUUAA